This is a messenger RNA of Haplochromis burtoni (Burton's mouthbrooder), 5546 nucleotides long. RefSeq names its product matrix metallopeptidase 15a (gene mmp15a). The record is from RefSeq and is a predicted model, not a curated record. Gene Ontology annotation, molecular function: metalloendopeptidase activity; zinc ion binding. Gene Ontology annotation, cellular component: extracellular matrix. The transcript has 9 exons. The coding region runs from base 1481 to 3697 and encodes 738 amino acids. NCBI's taxonomy places the organism in Eukaryota, Metazoa, Chordata, Actinopteri, Cichliformes, Cichlidae. Gene Ontology annotation, biological process: proteolysis; collagen catabolic process; extracellular matrix organization.
GCGGAUUCUUUUGUCCGAUGAUGGGCUCAGGCAUGCUGCGCGGUUAAAACGUAAAGAAGUCGAUUUCUGCAGCGGGGAAAGUGAAGUUUCUCCCUCGGGUUGAUUUUUGGGGGGUUACUGCGGUCGGUUUUUGCAGUAACCCCAGAAACAGCGCAACAAGUACUUUACUUUUCAUGCGCUCAUUUCGGUGCUCGGACGCUUGAAGUUGUGACUUUCAGCAGGAUUUCUCCUCAGCUGCCGAUCAGCCAUUGUGACCGUCAGAAAGGGGCAAGGACUUCUGCUGCAUCAGCUCCGUAUGAGGAAACAAACACUUGGAUGCUCCGUGAGGGAAGCUGUCCCGGAUCGACCAAGAAUGGAGUAGAAACACUUUGUUUUCUCGGGCUUUUAAAUGUGCCUUAAGUUUCUCAGCUGAACAAUAAUGGCCCGAUAGAUCACUUUCCGCAGGAGUUAAAUGUAAAAGCAUCUGCUUGUCGGAGGAAGCGGCUUGGUUUGAUAUUUGCCAUUCAACAAGUCUUUGCGUCCGAGGGAAGGAUGACAUCCCAACAAACCUGGGCUCAGAUCAUCACGUCCGCGUCCUUACUCUCCCUGGUCUUGUGCAGCGCGGUGCCAGAUGACCCAGAGGAAGAACGCUUCAGCGCCGAGGUACGCUGAAGGCUCCGUAGGGGAGAGACUGCCAUGUUGUUAUUUAAAGCGUUGUUGCUGCACAUUGAAACGAAUCAUCCUGCUUUCAACAGUCUCACUGCAGAAUUACAGAUUACAGCGGGAGCUCGUUUGACCUUUGUCCUCUUUCCAGAUAACAGCUCUGCAGGUGUGACCGACGUCCGUCAACAAGGAAACGAUUAGACCCGAGUGUUUCCUUUGAGUGGUAACAAUGUGUCUGAAGCGGCAUCUUCAGACCGCAGAGUGAAACUGUCAUUGUAAAAGUUUGAAACUCACCUGGAGAUGACUUUGAUGUGUUGUGUUACCUGUGAUUAUUUAUUAGUGAGUUUAUCCACCAAACACAACACGAAGGCUAAUUAAAUGUGUUUUUAAGCUCUGCUUUUAAAUGUUUAAUAGGGACAUUAUUCAAACCUGUCACGUAAACCACACUGCUGUAGGAAAGUUUCUCUCUGGCAGGUUUGGCCCGUCCGGCUUCAUAACGACACAUUUGAUUGGUUAAGAUUUGUCCUGCUAGCAAAGACCCUCUAAGGAUUUUCUGUCUCAGUGCGCACGCAUGAAGCCGCGUUGCAUGUGGUUUUUUUCGUGUUCUCCUGCUGAGGCACAUGUUACCUAACAUCAGGACCCUCCCCCCACCCAUCUGGAGCCAUCAUCCUGUUUUGCCUGUUCUGUGACUUCGUGGCUCAGUUUCAGUGCCAUCAAACAUGAAACGAAGAAGAAUAAUUCACAACAUGUGACGCUUCUUUCAGCAGGCACCUCAGGCACUCAUGCAGAGCUAUAGGUUUAGCUGGUGUACCCACAGGACUGACGUGCAAUUUAUUUAAUGUCAGUUUUCCCGUUUCUGUCACCGCAGGAACGCAGGAGCAGGAAUGUCCUGGUAUUAAUGCAAGCCAUCUGGUUUGUUUCUACUUUCUCUUUCCUCCCGACUCCUCAGAUGCUGCUCUUCCAACAGCUGGGGCUGUCACGCUCAUGUAUACACCAUGCACAAGCACAGAGACCUGCUAUCUUAAGGAAACCUGACGACCUCUUCUAUUUUCCUUCCACGCAGGCAUGGCUCCGUAAAUUCGGCUACCUGUCUCAAGCCAGCAGGCAGAUGUCCACCAUGCAGUCGGCUCAGAUUAUGUCCAAAGCUAUCAGCGACAUGCAGCGCUUGUAUGGACUGGAGGUGACCGGGAAGGUGGACUCUGCUACGCUCGCGGCCAUGCGGCGGCCUCGUUGUGGCCUCCCUGACAGAAAGCCCGAGGAUCUGCUUGACAGGAAGAAGCGCUACGUUCUGACUGGGCAGCGCUGGGACAAAGAUCACAUCACCUACAGUGUAAUGGACCAAAACAUGCCCCCGUCCCUGGGAGAGGAACGGACGUACGAUGCGAUCCGCAAAGCCUUCGGUGUUUGGAGACGAGUCACGCCGCUCACCUUUGAGGAGCUGCCACCUGGACACGGCGUCAACAGCAGCCAGACGAAGCUCGCCGAUAUCCUGCUGCUGUUUGCCUCCGGUUUCCAUGGUGAUAUGUCACUGUUCGAUGGCGAGGGUGGGUCUCUGGCCCACGCCUACUAUCCCGGACCGGGAAUAGGUGGGGACACGCACUUUGAUUCAGAUGAGCCUUGGACACUGGACAACGAAAACCCGAAAGGUAUAGAUCUGUUCCUGGUUGCGGUUCAUGAGCUCGGUCACGCUCUGGGUCUGCAGCAUUCGGAUAACCCCAGAGCCACAAUGGCUCCUGUCUACCAGUGGGUCCACACACAGAACUUCACGCUCCAUGAGGAUGACAUCAGAGGCAUACAGCACAUAUAUGGUCCUCCCCUCAUCACAGAUGCUUCGCCUACUUCUCCGCUCGCCCCUGACGAUGAACCCAGCGUCGACUCCCCCACCUCCCCUUCUGUCCCAGAAGAAGAGCCCACCACUUAUUCUCCAGCUGAUGCCCCACGCGUCCCGACGGACGCCGACCCGGAUCCUCCUGCCCAACCCGAACCGAGCCCCGGUCCCACCUCGCCUCCCAUCCUCCCUACCUCCACCACCACCCAAUCCCCGCCUGUGCCAGAACCCGUCACUCCACGGAAAGACAUCCCUCCUCCUCCUCGGCCUCCCAAGCUGCCAGACAACCAGCCCCCUGACAUCUGCGAUGGAGACUUUGAUACAGUGACCAUGCUGAGGGGGGAGAUGUUUGUCUUCAAGGGUCGUUGGUUCUGGCGGGUUCGGAGGAACCGCGUCCUCGAUAAUUACCCCAUGCCGAUAUCUGUAUUCUGGAACGGUCUCCCCACCGACAUUGACGCAGCGUACGAACGUCACGACGGCAAGUUUGUCUUUUUUAAAGGUGACAGAUUCUGGGUGUUCAGGGAGGCUGACGUGAUGCCAGGGUACCCACAGCCCUUAUAUCACUAUGGAAAAGGCGUUCCUCCACACGGGAUCGACACAGCGAUCUGGUGGGAGCCCAACGGGCACACGUACUUCUUCUCUGGAGACAGGUACUGGCGAUACAACGAGGAGACACGGACCACAGACCGCGACUUCCCCAAACCAAUUAGCAGAUGGGGCAGGAUCCCUCCCUCCCCCAAAGGAGCCUUCCUCAGCGAUGAUGGGGCUUACACCUAUUUCUACAAAGGCACCAACUACUGGAGAUUUGACAAUCGCAGAUCCGAAGCAGACAAAGGCUAUCCCCGCUCCAUCCUGAAGGACUUCAUGGGUUGCGUGGGGGUCCCCGACCCGAAGCCCGACGCAGACGCCGAGCCGGAAGACAAACCGGUCGAGCCUUCAGACCGAGGCAAAGACGAGCACAAAGAGCCAGACAGAGACGCAAACUCGGAGCGAGAGGAGACCGCUAAGCCUGACAGCACAGAGGAAGAGGAGGACAAAGAUGUGAACGUGGUCGUGGCUGUGGCUGACAAUGAAUCAAAGGUCAUGACCCUGAUUAUGGUGGUCGUUCCCCUGGUGCUCAUCCUGUGCAUCCUCGUCCUAAUCUAUGCCAUCCUCAGGACUCUUCAGAACAAAGAGACACCGAGGGCCUUGGUGCACUGCAAGCGCUCGCUGCAGGACUGGGUGUGACGCUCGAGUCGAAGAGAGAGUUCAGGUGUCCGUCGUUCAUCUGGUGCAGCCGUCCAGUUUUUACUUUUGGCGUUAGAGGAAAAGAAGCUUUGAAAAAGCUGACGAUGGGCCCGUUAGUCAUUGGGAGAACUUUCACUGCUCGUGUGACGUGAUAAAAAAAUUGUGAAUUCAGCGCCUGUGGAGCUUUAGCUCGGCCACAGGUUUUUCUACUGUGCCUCUCUCUGUGCCUUCCAAAAGUCUGAAAAGGUCCCCCCCCAAAAAACCCCUUUCUUUAAAAUAAGUUUUCACCAGGAAUGUGUGAUUGCAUCAAUUCCAACUGGACUGAGGACGUUUGGGGAUUAUUUGUAGUGUAAAUGCAGACCAAGUCUUUCGAGCACAUAUAUUAGAAGCAUAAACACGUUUGCUUGCAUUAAUAAGAAGCUUUUUAAUGAAGAUGCUUCAACAGUGUUUCUUCUGUUUAGAACAGAUCGUUUGCACUUUGCCGUCUCUGCAGGUUGAGCUCGUCCUCCAACAGCGCAGGAAUGUUCGACAGCUGUGUGUCCAUGACUUGCCCGCUUCCCACUGAGCCCAUUAUGUCUGACCUUUCCUGCACACAUGACACACAUUAGCUCAAAAACAGCUUGUAUCUGCACUGAUUUGUGCAUGCAUGUUCGCUCAUCCACCCGCAGCACGUAGCUUUUCUUUUCCUGCACAGACACUUGGGCUCCAGCCUCCCCUCCUCCUGCCGCAGCCUCUUGCAGACUGCAGCGCUACAAACACGAUCCCAGCGGAGACGUGCUGAUAUAUGGCCGGUGCCGGCGUUAGGAUUUAUUCGCCUUUUUAUGAGCGCUAUCGAGAAUUAUCGAGGUCUUUUAUAAAAUCUGCAGUGUCAGCCUGUGGAGAGUGGAAAAGCAACUGUGUCCUCUUUUUAUGUCUCUAUUGCUUUUUUUUAAUGCUAAACAGAGUUAAAGCUAAUUAUGUCUACGAGGGAGAGGCCUGAAGAAUGGGUGAGGGUCUGGUUUCCAUUAAGGCCACAUGUUGCAGAUUUAGGGCCGUCAGGCAUGAGGGGAGGCGGGGGAGUCGGGAAAAAUGCAGAAGGGGGAGUUAUAAAAAUGAUGGCGGUGAGUAAAGAGUAGAAGGGAAAUGAGAGGGAAGGAGAUGAGGAGAGGAGGAAAACGAAGGAGAGGGAGGGCUCUGUCAGUGUUUCCUCAGGUUUCUGCAUGAAAGGACGAGCGAGGGAAGGAAGGAAGGAGAAAGGGAGGUUAGAAGGAUUUGGAGGAGGAGCAAUGCUGGCGUUGUGCCUCCUGACCUACAUUGGGCCACUCGAGUCCGCUUCUCCUUUUCAGCUCUUGUUUCUGCUGCGCUCUGUUUUCAUGGCUACAGAUGACUGUCUGCUUUUUCUCUGCUCGCUGUUGUUUCUUUCACUCAUGUAUUUUCCCCGGUGUGUUCAUUUUCUCCUCCACUCUUCUGGAAAGUCAGCUCAAGCAUAUACAAGAUAAUGAAUCCACAGAAGCAUCUGCAGGACGGGAUCUCGUCUUAUUGUCUUUCCCGGCUCAUCGAUCAGCAUUUUAAACUUGUUAACCUUUGCAUCGAGUUUCGUUGUGACUUGUUUUCCCUCCUGUGGAUACUGCGGCGGCGUUUUUUAAAGAACUAUAUAAAUAGUACAGGGAAAUGCUUUCUUACUUUUUUACAUUAUCAUUUGUAGUUUUGCACAUUUUGUGUGCAUUCAGAUGUUUUGUUAGAGCAGCAGUAGAUUUUUUUUUUUUUGAUGAUGAUGAUGAUGAUGCAUGCAGGGCAUGUUUGAUAAGGCCUGUGCACUCCAGUGUAGAGUACAUCAAAGGUUUCACAAUAAAACUCAAAUAAAAAGCAA